AUGAAAGCUCAGUUGUUAAUUGGGUUGUUUAUUCUUGUUUUGCAAUGCUAUGCACUGUGCAAUUUCAAAAAAAUAGUGGAUCUAACUUGGAAUUUCGAUAAUGAUUCAGUAGCCUGGCCGGGGGUUCAACCUUUCGAGUACACAAAACGUGUAGAAAAUGAAGAGAGAGGAUAUUGGUACGCAGGUGGUGAAUUUCGAAGUGGAGAACAUGUUGGUACUCACAUGGACGCUCCUUACCACUUCUAUAAGUAUGGGUGGAAAGUUGGUAAUAUACCAGUAGAAAGACUUAUCGCUAAAGGUGCUUUACUUGAUUUACAUAAUGAGACCAACAGUAAUGGUGAAACAGGUAAUAUUAAUCUAGAAGUACAGCACCUAGAGAAAUGGGAAAGACAAAAUGGCCCUUUUGAGAAGGGAACUGUUCUUUUGAUAAAAUUUGGUCGGUCUCAACACUGGCUGAACAUUACUAAGUACUUCGAAAUGGACAGAGAGAAGAAUUUAAAUUUCCCAGGUGUAUCUAAGGGUGCUGCCGAGUGGUUGGCAAAUUCCGGUAAAUUCUAUGGGGUAGGGCUCGACACUCCAAGCAUAGACCCAGGGAAGAGCACCGACUUCAUGGCACAUCGUAUCCUAAACGGAAAACAGAUGUAUGUGUUAGAGAAUGUAAAGCUUAUAGAUGAAUUACCAAAUAGAGAGUUCACCUUGUUGGUAAUGCCCAUGAAACUGCGAGAAGGAUCUGGUGGUCCUGUACGUGUUAUUGCUCUCCCGAAGAAAGUUUUUGACGAUUAA
Molecule: messenger RNA, 783 nt
Organism: Anoplophora glabripennis (Asian longhorned beetle)
Lineage: Eukaryota; Metazoa; Arthropoda; Insecta; Coleoptera; Cerambycidae
Product: kynurenine formamidase-like
Exons: 5
Coding region: 1-783 (260 amino acids)
Molecular function (GO): arylformamidase activity
Source: RefSeq, a predicted model, not a curated record